This is a messenger RNA of Closterium sp. Yama58-4, 1599 nucleotides long. The record is from the annotation of a GenBank genome assembly. NCBI's taxonomy places the organism in Eukaryota, Viridiplantae, Streptophyta, Zygnematophyceae, Desmidiales, Closteriaceae.
CAAUGGGAGAGCGCGUACGGCCUUAAGGCGGAGCAGCGCCUCCCCCCCGACGUGGUCUCGCUUCCGCCCAACGUCCCGCGCGCGCCCCACCUGGAGGAAUGCGUUGCGCGCACGGCGCGGCGGCGGGAGGCGGAGCAGCGCGGGGCGAACGGGGAGUCGCCGGGGUGGGCGCGCCCGGCGGACUGCUGCAAGUGCGACCCGCAACCCCCAUGGGUGAGGGGGGCGGAGGCGGAGAAUCUAGCCAAGACGCGUGUGGCGCAGAGGGACAUCUGGGAGCGGCAGUUCCCCCCAGGGGACUGCCAGGGGCAGCGCCUGCUCGUGCUGCCCUGGUCCACGCAGGAGAUGCGCGGCGUGGGGUCGGGGAUCCACGUGACGGGGUUGUUCCUAAGCCUGUCCAUGGCGCUCAAUCGCACGCUCGUGCCCUACCCCGACUCCUACCACCACGCCAACACCUCCGACUGCAUCGCCGCGGGGCACAACAGCUCAUGGGAGUGCUUCUUUGCGCCCAUGGUAUCCCCUGCGUGUGAAGCCCUCGUGCGGCGCCUCAUGGAGACACCGGAGGGGGCGAGCGUGAAGGAGUGUGCGUCGGUGGACUACGAUGGGUUGGAGGCCAUGAACGAUACGGUGGUGUGUGUCAGCCCCCUGCGCGUUGACCGGCUGAAGCUGGAGUCCCGAGCCACGAGUCUAUGGGGGAACCCCCACCUGGAUCGCUUGGACAUGGUGGAGUACAUGGGGGGCAUGGAGCAGGACGACGACUUCAAGAUGCUUGAGGUGCGGUGGUGGCGAGCACAGGCCACGCGCUUCAUGCUGCGCUGGCCCUCGGCGUACCUCUGCCACGUCACCAACCGCGUGCGCCACUCCUCCUACGGGCUGCACACAGCCAUGCACCUCUCGCGCUUCGAGGAGGAGCGAGCAGAGAUCCUACAACUAGUCGCCGCAGGCGACCCCGUGCGAUUCCUAGUGAAGGACACAGACGGCAAGGCGGAUUUAGAAGGGGCUGCCAAGGCCCAGGCGAAGGCCCUUGCUGGGUUGAAGUUUGGCGGGAAUACGCUGGAAGGGCAGGUGUGGCCGGCGAAAGGGAUGGAGUCGUGUGCGUUUGAGUGCGGGCCGAACGGGGAGGGGAGAUGGAAGAGGAAGGAGGUGCAGGGCAUGCUGCAGGGCGUGGGCGGGGAGGUGUAUGCGCCGCGGCCGAUGGUGAGCGUGCACGUGCGGCAGAGCGACAAGUUCAAGGAGAUGACUCUGCUGUCCUUCGCCAUGCACAUGUUCUUUGCCCAUCGGUUGAGAGCUGCCGUGCCGGAUCUGAAACACGUGUGGCUCAAUACGGAGAUGGAGUCUGUGAUCGAGCAGACGAAGCAGUACCCCUCGUGGCAGUUCCACUACUCCACAAACGCGCGUCUCCCCCCCGGCGCCAACGACACGCGCGCGUACGAGUUCAUGCAGGACGUGGCAGUGAGCCUCGCCAGCGUGCUCAUAGCCGCCGAGUGCGACUACUUUGUCGGCUCACUCGAGUCGAAUUGGAGCAGGUUGAUCAAUGAGUUAAGGAGCACAAAUGGACGGCUGUAUGCGGGGUUCAUUGCUCUCAACAUCGGUCUCUGGUGA